Molecule: messenger RNA, 1203 nt
Organism: Coccinella septempunctata (seven-spotted ladybird)
Lineage: Eukaryota; Metazoa; Arthropoda; Insecta; Coleoptera; Coccinellidae
Exons: 2
Coding region: 74-865 (263 amino acids)
Biological process (GO): regulation of transcription by RNA polymerase II
Cellular component (GO): nucleus; transcription regulator complex
Source: RefSeq, a predicted model, not a curated record
ACACGGCGCAUGCCGAUCAGCGGCGAUUAUCGCCCGCUCCUCGCUAGAGUCGUCAGUGUUCGCGCGAAAAACGAUGGAGAGAGGGCGUCACGCGAUCGACACGCGUAAGCUGAUCGAACUGGUCAGGGCGAAUCCCAUGCUCUACGAUCCGACGCUCGACGAGCACAAGGACAUCAGGAUGAGGGACGAACGCUGGGCGCUGAUAGCCUCGGAGAUGGGCCAACACCCGGACGAUCUGAAGAAGAAAUGGAAGAACAUCAGGGACACCUACAUCCGUUACCUGAAAGCGGCGAAGACGAAGCACGGCGCCAAACCCAGCAGCCUCAGCAAGUGGGCCUGGUCCAAACACAUGCGAUUCUUCCGUCCCUAUUUCGCCCAUUCCAAACGACGGGCGGCGGCGACCGCAGACGCCUCCGAAUUCGACGGUACAGCCGCGUUAGAACCGUACUUCGACGACCCCUUGCAGAACCUCAAGAUGGAGGUCGGAGACGUCGUCCUCGAGGAGCAGGCGUCCUGUUAUCCGGACGCGGAUCAGGAAAGUUCGGAAUACGAGGCCGGCGUCCAUUUCAACCCGCGUAGGAGAUCCCCGCUUCGUCUGCCCUACGGCGCCGGUCUGGAGACCAACAUGGACGAGACGGAACUGCUGUUCGUGGCUUUCGCGAAGACCGUCAAGAAAUUCUCCAAGAGACGGCUGGCCAAGGCGAAGAUGCUGGUGGCGAAGGUGGUGAUGGAACAGGAACUGAUAAACAUCGAGGAACAGAACGCGCUGGACCAGAGUAGGGACCCGGCGUGUCCUCCGAGUUCGUCGGAUUCGAUAUCGGCCGAUCAGCGCGCGGCCGUCAAUCGCCAGGCGGUUAAAAACUGAUUCGACGGACGUGUUCUUGAGAUCAAUCGUUCCUGUAUCGUCUCGACUAGCUGCAUUUAUGUUUUGUCUCUUUAGAUAUAGUUUAUCAGUGAAUUAGUUCGAUAAUUAGGUUAGUUUUUUUUUUUUCGUUUCUUCUCUUGAUUAUAAAGAUGGAUUUUUACCUCGUUAAGCGUAUCCUAGAAGUAUUUCUGAACGGCGUUUCGAGAUUUUGUGGAAAUGUGACGAAUAUAAAUCAAUCAAUAUCUGAUAUGUGCAUAAACAAUUUGCUAUUAAUUCGUUGUAAUAUUUUUGUAAUGAAUGAAAUCUUUUUCGUGAUGACAUUAAAUGUUUAUCGUUUA